GGAGGGAGAGGAGGGAGGGAGGGAGAGAGGAAAGUAUGGGAGCGCGCCUGGCUCCAGGAGCGCGGGCGCGCGCGCAAGGCGGAAAAUGCAAGCUCCCAAAAAUAAAGAGCAAAGAUUGCAUUCAGCAGCGAGCAGCAAUGCAGAAAUAGAUGGCAGUCUCGUGUCAAACUAAAAGCCCACCGCAAAAUUGCAAACACAAACCUAAAAGGAAAGGGUCGGGGUUUGUUGUUUUCAGCAGCAGCAGAAGCAGCAGCAGCAGGAACAGCAACAUGGAUGUUUUGGCUAGUUAUAGUAUAUUCCAGGAACUGCAGCUUGUCCACGACACCGGUUACUUCUCGGCUUUGCCAUCCUUGGAAGAGAACUGGCAGCAGACAUGCCUUGAGCUGGAACGCUACCUUCAGACGGAGCCCAGGAAGAUAUCGGAGAGCUUUGGUGAUGAUUUGGACUGUUUCCUCCACACUGCCUCCGCUCAAGACACAGAAGACACCAUCCAGCAGCUGGACCCCCUCUUGUUACCUGUAGACAUGAGUCCUUGCGACAAGAAUUCCAACAUGGACGUUAUCGUCUCACGGGACAAACUCUUGUCCGAGACGUGCCUCAGCUUGCAGCCUACCAGCUCCUCCACAGAGGGCUAUACUGCCGUUAACCAGGCCCAACUCAACGCAGUGACCUCACUAACACCUCCCUCCUCCCCUGAGCUCAGUCGCCAUCUUGUAAAAACCUCACAGACUGUCUCCGCGGUGGAUGGCACAGUUACGCUGAAGUUAGUUGCAAAGAAGAGUGCCCUCAGCUCUAUAAAAGUCGGUGUGGUAGCACCGGCUAGCACAACAAAGUGUGCGCUCAGUGACAGCGAGCAAGGAGGGACAGGGGCAGAUGCUUUGCCGGAAAACAAGAAGAGGGUUCAUCGCUGUCAGUUUAAUGGGUGCCGGAAGGUUUAUACAAAGAGCUCACACUUAAAAGCGCACCAGAGGACUCACACAGGUGAGAAGCCUUACAAGUGUUCGUGGGAAGGGUGCGAGUGGCGUUUUGCACGAAGCGACGAGCUCACGCGACACUACAGGAAACACACAGGGGCAAAACCCUUCAAGUGCAACCACUGCGACAGGUGUUUUUCAAGAUCUGAUCACCUUGCCCUCCAUAUGAAGAGGCACAUCUAAAUAAUAGAUCUCUCAGCAUGGCCCAGAUGCAGACAGACCUGGGGGGAGCUGCCUGUCUCUUGCUGCCUUUCAGAGGAAGAGAACUUGAUCACCUGUACGCAAACCAUGCACUAAAUGCCGUCAUGCACCCAGCUAUACUUAAUUACAUAUGUGUCUUCUCUACACCUUGCCCAACUGGAAGGCAGAUGACACCUUAGGAGGAGGAGGAGGAGGAAAGGGGUGCAAGAAGAUGUCAGCAAAGACACGGAUGGUGCUUACAGCACUUCAGGACCGUAGGAUUUUUGUUCCCCGUUUAUUGCCAAUGGAAAUGAGAGCAAAUGGGAGAGGAUUCCCUGCCGCUGUGAACAGCAGUAAGAGAAGGAAAUGUAACUUGCUUCUCGAUGCAACUUGGAUGACAGUGGAUGGAGAACAUGACUUUUGGAGUUGCAUAUUUGUAGCACUAACUUUUCUUUUUAAAUGGAUUUUGGAGGGGAAACUAAUGACCUAGAAAAACCAAAUCCCAGUUUGGUAGCCAAAACGUUAAUGUCUUGGUUCCUUUCUGUUUUUGUUUUCGAGACUCCCUUAUGUACAACGAUGCAUCAAGGCUCCUCACAGACACUUUGACCUGCUCUGAUUAUGGUGGUUCUUUAUAGAACUGAGCUGUCAAGAUCCCUUCAAGUCAAUACCAAUGGCCUUAAAUUGGCAGUAGACUGUGCAGUGACACCUGGGACACGCCUACUUUUUUCGCUUGAGGUGGUAUAGACUUCGUCAAGGAUAUUUUCUUUUGUUUUGGCUUUGCUUUUCGUUCCUUAAAUUUUGACGUUUUGUUAUUGCACAUUAUGUGCACUAGGGGACUGUGAAAACUACUGAUGUUACUUCACAGUGGUUGGCCAGCAAUGUCCCUGAGCAGCACCACAGUAUAUCUUUGGAGCCUUCACCACAUUGCCAUAGUUCGGACUUUCUAUUUAAUUGCCUAAUGAAAACUUGAACAACAGCUUCUCUGGAAGCUUUGAACCUUUUUCUCCAUGUUCAUCAGAACUCAUUUACUCACCUGGAUAUCUGUCUUGGAUUCUGUCACUCAGGCAUGACUUCAGAUUUUCCUUCUGCUCCGUGGGGAGCACGCUUGCUGCAACCCACGAUGAUUGGUUAGCAGCUCAGGCCGCUUUUGACCCUUUGACCCAGUCAAAAGCCUGGUUACUGAUUUGUGUGUCAGGCACCUGCAAAAAGAUAUAUUUUGGGUUGAGCAGAUUUGUAGAAAUAGGAUGAUCAUCAUGAAUGGAAAAGUGAGAACCUCUUCCGGUUAAAAUAACCCCACGCAGCAUUUUUGCUCUGAAGAUGAAACCUACUUAAGGUUCUCCUUUCCCAUUUAUCAAGGUGAUGUGACUUCCCCAUUCUUCUGACAUGAUAAGGUUAAAUGAAAGGGAUUGGCCUUUUGGUGAGCACUGACUUCCUACCAAAUGACAAGUUUAAGCAAAAAUAACAAAUAGAAAACACAUGGGUCCACACUGACCAAUGGUUGAACCAUUUAGUGAUCAAUGGAGGUAUCAGGCUCACCUUUUGAAUCUUGUAGAUAAUUUGAUGGUUGUGACUCAAAGUGGAUUAAUUUCCCUGUACUUUACACACACACAUACACACCCUAUUCUAUAUAUACAUGAUGUCUACUUCUAGUUAGUUGGAGCUGGCACUGAUUCCAAAGACUGCCUUUUCAAACUAUCUCUCAUGCAGGUGGAGAGUUAGUCAUUGGGAAUGGUUGUGUAUAGUUAAUAAUGCAGGACCACCCGUGCAAGAUGUGCCGAGAAAUGAAAUGGGCAUGUUGAUUCUCCCUUGGUUGCUGCUCUUCCACUCUCUAAACUAGCUCACUGCCCAACCUUUUGACUGUUUUUUUGACUUGCCGACUGUUCAGUAAUUUCCUAAUUUAUGUUUAGGAUGCAAAAACUUUAAAAGUUCUUUUUUAUAUACAGAAUAUCUAAAAUUGUAUAAUGUAAGUACAGACACAGGGAUUCUUAGCACUUGGCCUUCUUGGCUUUCUUUCCAUCUUUGAUUUCGUCAGACUUAACUGAGUUUUCAAAUAAUACUCUCUUUGCAUCGGAGUUCUUUCAGGCGCUGUGGCUGUCAGUGCUGAUACAAGGCCCAGCCCUUUAACAGUGGGAUGUGAAAAGGACCAAAAUCUAACCAUCUGUGUGAGGGCAAAGAACGAGAGCAUUUAAGGAUGAGGGAGGAGAGAUCUAAGUUUUAUUCCAAAGAUUUAUGGUUAGCUAUGAUUUAGAAAAUAUUGGAGCACUGCUUGCUGACAAUCUUGUAGUUCUCUGUAUCUGUGUUCACAUAUUUUCUAUUCCACCCAGGGGUUGAGUGGGCAUUUGAGAGCCUUGUAGCUCGUUAUUUGAAUAUUGUAUGGCAGUUUUAGACUAUCAGCUGAGGUGGAUGACGGAACAUCCAGACAGUGUGUUAGCUGAAAAAUCUAUACUGUCCAAGAAAUUAUUCUUGUAGCAUCCUACAUAAUCUGCACACAUAUCUGUCAUCACAGUAAUCAUUGGGUACCAAUAUCCAUGAAUGUCGUCAUCUGAAAUGUUGUUAAAUCCUAUUGCCUCUAGAAUUCUUAGAGAUCAUCUAUAAGACUUGGUGACAAAUUUAAUAUAAGCCUGUAUUUUAAAUAAUUCAAUGUGGGUGGGAGGGGGGAAAUAAGGGUAUGGAAAAGAACAAUGUUGAUUUACUUCCCCAGUGUCAUUUGUGGUCUCGCUUAACAUCUCUGCUUCAGAAUGUGAAAUCUUCAAUGCCUGCCCUUUUGCAGCAGAUCAGAACCCUAAACUGGUCCCCCUGUCUAAUGGCUUCACAAAGUUAGUGGUCUGAAAAAGCACACCCAUUGGAAAGUAUGACCUCCUUGAAAUAAAUAAGAUGUGCUUCUGAGUAAAUAUGUAAAGCCAGCCCAAGUGUUGAGCGAGGAAGAAA
Podarcis raffonei (Aeolian wall lizard) is the source of this 4082-nucleotide messenger RNA. RefSeq names its product KLF transcription factor 7 (gene KLF7). Gene Ontology annotation, biological process: regulation of transcription by RNA polymerase II. NCBI's taxonomy places the organism in Eukaryota, Metazoa, Chordata, Lepidosauria, Squamata, Lacertidae. The transcript has 5 exons. Bases 150 to 1157 code for a protein of 335 amino acids. Gene Ontology annotation, molecular function: DNA-binding transcription factor activity, RNA polymerase II-specific; RNA polymerase II cis-regulatory region sequence-specific DNA binding. The record is from RefSeq and is a predicted model, not a curated record.